AUGGUUGAGUCUCCGCGCCUGCCUCUUUUACAGCUUCCAAGUCUCUGCUUCAUUCAGCAGCAUGGGCAGGAUGACCGAUUUGUACAUCUUGAGUUUGAUGCUGCGGCGGAGACCGUGAAUAUUCCAGACGGUCUUCUGCCGGUGACAGAAAGCUUGGCUGGCUUUUCAGAUCCGGUGGGCCACUUCAUCGUCGCGUUUGGUGUUGAGAGAGAGGGAGGUGGGACGUAGGCAGCGUCGGGUGGUGGUUGAUGCAUAGCCACCGUCUUUUCUGUGUCGAUGACUAGACCGAAGUCGCAGGCAGUGCGAAGAGGUCCAUGCUCCUUUGCAUAUCCCCUUACGAGGUGGCGUUGAGGGCGCAGUCGUCGGCGACGAGGAAUUAAUGGACGGUAGUUGUGAAUACACACGACUGGAAUUGCAUCCACCUGUGGUUGAGGUGGUGGCCGUCCGUCCUGUAGAUGAUGCGGAUCCCAGGACGUUCGUCACGGUAGGCGUCCAUCAGCAUGGCAGAAAACAUGAGACUGAAGAGGGUAGGCACGGGAACGCAGCCCUGCUUUACUCCGUUGGUCGAUGUGAAUGCCUCUGAGACGGCCCUAUUGUCUGUAACACGCGCCAUAAUGUCAUUGUGGAGCUGGUGCACCAUCUGAGUGAAUCGUUACGGACGGCCAAAUUUCUGUAUGAUGUUCCACAAUCCUGCGCGGUUAACCGUAUCGAGGGCUUCUGGCAGAUCCACGAAGGCAGAGUAAAGAUGCACUCGCAUCUCAUUACGCGUCUCCUGCAGUUGGUGGGCGGCGAAGAUCAUGUCUGUGCUUCCACGAUGACGGCGGAAGUUGCAUUGGCUUUCCGGCAGGAGUCCUUGAUCCGGAUGGUUGUUGAGACGGUCGAGAGGGAUACGGGCGAAGAUCUUUCCAGUGAUGCUGAGGAGAUAAAAGCCUCUGUGGUUGUCGCAGAUUUGAGGGCUCCAUUUCCGCUUGUGGGAGUGGACGAUUGUGGCGUCCUCGAAAUCCUGAAGGGCUUAUCCUUCAAGCCACAUCUUCCGGUAGAGCGCUGUCAGGUGAUUCGUAAGUUGGAGGCCGCCAUGCUUGUAAAUCUCUGCAGGGGUCGCAUCUGA
Spirometra erinaceieuropaei is the source of this 1108-nucleotide messenger RNA. NCBI's taxonomy places the organism in Eukaryota, Metazoa, Platyhelminthes, Cestoda, Diphyllobothriidea, Diphyllobothriidae. The record is from the annotation of a GenBank genome assembly.